GGCCCCGCCCCUUUCCGGUCCCUCGCCAUGGAGACGGUGCUGGCGGAGGCGCUGCUCUCGAAGUGCGCGGACUCGGGCGCCUUGCUGGCGGCGGUGUGCGGCCCAGGCGGGGCCUUGUCGGCCGAGCAAGCGGAGGCGCUGCCCUUCCUGCUCGAGCUCCGCGGAGGGGAAGGGCUAGCUCGAGAAGCAGCGCUGGGCCGUUGCCUCCCGGCGCUGCUCGGCGAUGGCGGGGAAGCCACGGAGGAGGAGCGCCGGCGGGUGGUGCGUGCCGCAGGCGGGGCCCUCCGGCGCUGCGCCUGCCUCUGCGGGGCCCCGUUGGCGGAGCAGCUGGCCCGGGAGGCCCUAAGGGCGGCGGGGGCGCAGGGAGGGGGCCGCCGGCGCGUGGAGGCCGUCGUGGAGGUCCUGUCCGCCGUGGCCGCUUCCCUGGAGGAGCCGGUGCUGCUGAGGGAGGUUGUGGAGGCCGCUCUGGGGCUUCUGUGGGGGCGAGGGAGCGAGGAGGAGUGGGAAGCCGCGCAGGUGGCCGGGCGGCUCCUGGCGGCCUUGGGGAGGAACGCCGCCGCGCUGGGCCUCGUCUGGGAAGGGCUGAUGCAGCCGCCCCCGCAGGCCCCUCAACGGGCGAGGCGGGCCCUGCUGGCCCUGUGUGCCCUCUCCGACGCUGUGCUCCCGAAGGACGGAGCGGGGCCAACCCCGAGCCUGGACGCCCGGCGCUGCAGGGGCUUCUGGGAAGCGGUGCAGGAGGGGCUGACGGCCCGCGAUGCCUUGGACAGGAAGAGGGCCCGCUACCUCCUCAAGCGCGCCGUGGACGCCUCCAGCCAAGGCCUCCUCCUCGGGGACUGCCCUGGCACCCAGGAGCCCGAAGGAAGCGGACCUUAUCUGUUUUGGUGGUGUACUGGAAAAAAUGAUCAACUUACUCAGUUUUGGGAAGAUUACAUUUUAAUUUUGGAGAUUCUGGAAGGAAACCAGAUUCAUGUUAUGAAACCAGUAUUGCCUAAAUUAAAUAGUUUAUAUGAACAUGCAGUAUCAGAACAAAAAGAUUGUUGGGUGUUUCAUCCAUCAUGGCACAUGUGCAUUUACAAACGGAUGUUUGAGAGUGAAAACAAAACAUUGGCAAAAGAAGCUGUUGUUCACUUUCUUGAAAUCUGGCCACAAAAAUGUCUUCCCACAUCACCAGGAUUUUCAGAGUUCGUUAUUGGCCCUUUAAUGGAUGCCCUUUCUGAAAGUUCUCUUUAUAACAGGUCACCAGGUCAAAAUAUAGGAACCUGUCCUCCAUUAGGAUUGAAACUGCAGGCAUUCCUGGCUACAUUCUUUACAAACCUUCCAGCAGAAGAAAAAUGUACUUUUUUGUUAAAGUUCAUACAGAAGAUGAGCAAUAGACACUGGUGUGCUGUUCCCAUUUUGUUUUUCUCCAUGGCCUUGGCCCAUAUUCCACCAUAUAGAGCUCUGGAUGUUGCAGGACUCUUAGCUCUGAGAGAUGUCCUGCAGUGUACUAUGAUCACACAUCAGAUUCUCCUACGAGGAGCAGCCCAAUGUUAUCUCCUUCAAGCAGCCAUACACUUGACAGAUAUAGAGAAGGUGUCCCUUUCAGAUAUUUCAAAUCUCAUUGUAUGUCUAAGACCAGAAGAAUCAUUAAGCAGAGGAACAACCCUGUGGAGAAAGCUUUGCAAUUGGUUGUGUGUAAAUGACAUGCAUUUUCGAAAGCCUUUAAACUGUAGUCUGCCUCCAGACAAAACCAGAUUGAGUGUUUAUGUGCAAUUUCUUUUGGAAGAUUACCUUAAAUCACCUGUGGCCAGUUUAACAGAAAAUUGCCUUCUGCCAGACUGGUCUGAUGCAAAACUUAUUGCUAUAAUGAUUCUUCUGGCUGCAGAUAUGGAAGAUAUGAAGAAUGAAUACAGGGGCAAUGUCAGAACAGAAUGGGUUGAGUUGAAGUCCCUUCUAAAUCCACUACUAGAUGUCUUGCUCAAACUUGGCACUAAUCCGUAUAUUUCAACACAAAAAUCCGAUAAAAGCUUACAGUUGCUAUUGAAAUUGCUACAGACUUGUUCAAGAAAACAAUCCACUCUACAAAUUGAUGGGAUAACAACAUUUCUUCAAACAACAUUUAUGUCUGCCACAGAAAGUAUUCUGCAUUUUUUUCUCAGAAGACUUACUGCUCAUGAAUUAAACACAAUUUCAGACCUGCAACGCUGUGAUUUAUAUCUAGGAGUGUUGCUGGAGAUAGCAAGCUUCUCUUCAGUCAAUGGCUGGAAGAAAGGACCUUUUGUCUGCAGCUUUAUCUCCUCUCUGAUAAAUGCCUCACUCUGCAAUCUGCAGGAGAUGUCCGAUGAAAAGGAAAUAAAACUUGGAAAACAGAUUCAGAAAGCAGUGAGCAUUGCAUCACUAAGCAAAGUUUGCGAAAUUAUUGAUCAGAAGCCAGAUCUUCAAUUUCUACCAUCUGUUAAUGCCCUAAAAACAGCCAUUUCCUGUAUACAACUUGACUUAAAGAAACCUUCCUGUAUGGAAAAAAGCAGUUCUCCAGAAGAGCCUGCACCUAAUCAAGGAUGGGGGAAAAUAGUCGCACGAUUUAUACAUGAUCAAUGGGCUUGUCUUAAUUUUGUUCUGAAUAAUCAAAGCUUUUCUAAGGAACUGAAUAUGGAACAAUUUUUGCACAGUGAUGAAAAGUGUUUACAAAUAUUACAGUCUGCACUGGAAGCAAUGACAGUUCUUCCUUCUGAUCAUGUUCUACCUGUAUUUCAUUGCAUGAAAAUACUAGUUCCCAAGCUCCUGGAAUCAUCAGAAUCUGUGUGCAUACAGGCUUUUGAUUUAGCAUGGAAAAUAAUAUUUUCUCUUAGCAACACACAGUUGAUAUUUUGGCCUAAUUUAAAAGCUUUCGUUCAGUUUGUGUUUGAUUCACAAGUUCUUGCUGUUGCUGCAAAGAAUGCGAACCAAGCAUAUUUAAAGAUAAAAGAGAUCAUGUUUCAGAUUAUCGAAAUGUCUUCUACAAGAACUGGAGUCUUUAAUGUGCUGAUAAGUUAUUGCUGUCACUCUUGGAUAUUUCCUACUUCUUGUGACACAAAUGUUGCCGAAAAUGCAUUUUCAAAUGCCAGCAAUUACAGUGAGCUUCUCAUAGAGUCUUGUCUGUUUGGAACAGUUUUCAGACGUGACCAAAGACUCAUUCAGGAGGUGUCUGCUUUUGUAGAAAACCUGGGUGAUGAAUGUGCAGCAAAUGUUGUUACAGAAAGUAUGAACAGAGAUGACCAUUAUGUGAGAAUUUGUGCCAUCAAAUUUCUCUGCUUGCUAGAUGAGUCAAAUACGCUGCACAAGGAAUUCAUAGAAGACUUUGUCAUGAAGCUGCUUGAUAAAGGUGAAUUCAUGUUGAAAUCAAAAAGUCACUAUUAUGUGAAUUCUUUACAACACAGAAUUAUAAACCGAUUGUGGCAAACAUUGCUGGUUCUAUUUCCAAAACUCCAUAAGGACAUUUUAACAAGCAUUGUGGAUAGGAUUCUACAAGCUGGACAUAGGAAUAAUCAAGCAUCUGUAAAAUAUUUAAUAGAAUGGAAUAUCAUUUUGAUUCUGCACAAGUUUCCCCAGUUUCUUCAAAAAUUCUGGGAUUGCUUUAACUACGGUGAAGACCAGCUUAAAAUGAGCAUUUGCACGUUUUUAGCGGUGCUGUCACAUUUUGACAUAAUUCUCCAAAGCGCACCUGAAAAGACUCCAGCUUUGAAGAAAGCCCUUGUUGUUGUCCUACAGUGGUGUUUCCAUCACAAUUUUAGUGUUCGAUUGUAUGCUUUAAUCGCUCUGAAGAAAAUUUGGGGAAUGUGCAAAGCAUCAUUUGUGAAUGAUUUCGAAGCUUUAGCACCAGUUAUUGAAUGUAGUCUUAAUCAGGCGGAAAGCAUGCAUGGAUCGGGGAAUGCUAAAAAGAAUUGGCAGCGUAUCCAAAAGCACUUCUUCUUUGACAAUUUCCAUCCACUUAAGGACUACUGUCUUGAGACAAUAUUUUUCACCUUGCCACGUCUUUCAGAAAUUGCUGAGGAGGAAUGGAUCUCUCUAUCUAAGUUUAAAGCGUUCACAGACCUCCCACUGAGCUCAACUUUUCCAUGUUCCAAUUCUUGCACUGCACUUCUUGAUCUAAAGCCAAGUGACUGGUGCCAGCAAGAUAGAGGUUUGAAUUCAUCCAAAUCAAGUAAUGAAAGAGAAUGGACCGAUGUUCAGAAAAAAAUCAUUCCCUGGAAGGACAGUACACCAGAUUUGGAUCUAGAGCUUGUAUUUCAAGAUCGGGCUUCUAAACUUUGCAAAUCAAAUAGUAAAUUGAUUGUAGUAGCUUCUCUCCUUGAUAAACCCACCAAUUUGGGAGGCUUGUGUCGUACAUGUGAAAUAUUUGGUGUUUCUGCUCUAAUCGUUGGCAGCAUUCAUUACAUAAAUGACAAACAAUUUCAGUACCUCAGUGUUUCUGCUGAACAAUGGCUUUCACUUCUUGAGGUUAAGCCAUUUCAGCUUGUUGAUUAUUUGGAGCAAAAGAAAAUUGAAGGCUACACUAUAAUAGGUGUUGAGCAAACAGCCAAGAGUUGCGAUCUAACAGAAUACAGCUUUCCAGAGAAAUCUCUGCUGCUGCUUGGAAAUGAACAUGAAGGAAUUCCUGCAAACCUGAUCCAGCAGUUGGACACUUGCGUGGAAAUUCCACAACAAGGAGUUAUUCGGUCACUUAAUGUCCAUGUAAGUGGAGCUCUGCUUAUCUGGGAAUAUACUCGGCAGCAGAUUCUCAAAGAGAAGGAAUCAAGAUGAAUGCCACAGUUCUUGUUAAAACUGCUGCUCUGAUGGUGCUACAAAAUCCAAGCAGUGAUUAUAAAUAUCACUCUUCAUGCUUUAUAUUUUGUAAAACCCUUUUAAAAAUAAUGUAAAUGCCUUAAAUCAUGACUGAUUAAAAUUAUUCAAUAAA
Molecule: messenger RNA, 4912 nt
Organism: Anolis sagrei ordinatus
Lineage: Eukaryota; Metazoa; Chordata; Lepidosauria; Squamata; Anolidae
Gene: TARBP1
Product: TAR (HIV-1) RNA binding protein 1
Biological process (GO): tRNA methylation
Molecular function (GO): RNA binding; tRNA (guanine) methyltransferase activity
Source: RefSeq, a predicted model, not a curated record